Molecule: messenger RNA, 3819 nt
Organism: Heterostelium album PN500
Lineage: Eukaryota; Evosea; Eumycetozoa; Acytosteliales; Acytosteliaceae
Gene: vps54
Product: vacuolar protein sorting-associated protein 54
Exons: 9
Coding region: 1-3819 (1272 amino acids)
Biological process (GO): Golgi to vacuole transport; retrograde transport, endosome to Golgi
Cellular component (GO): GARP complex
Molecular function (GO): syntaxin binding
Source: RefSeq, a predicted model, not a curated record
AUGGAUAAGUAUGUAAAAGAAGCAAAGACAAUGGUCAAGGGUGCCAUCGAUAAAAAGAAUAGUAGUCCACCAUUGAAUAGCAGUGGUGAAACAGCUACACCAGGUUCACCGCCACCAACACCACAAAGACUCAAUUCGAAUCUCUCAAGAAAGGAAUUGAAAAAGGUUACCAAAAGAAAAACACUUGUACAUCCUGUAUUCUAUAUUAAAUUCUUUAAGGGUGUUUUUACUUUUAUUCAAGGAUCAUGGAUUGCAAUUAGAAAUCAAAAGAUUAUGGCAAUGUAUCUACAAACCAUUAAAUUUUUACUGAUCGGUAUUGCAGCGACCUAUUUCAUGAUGAUUAUGGCUACCUUCCCAAUUAGAGUGAUCCUGGCACUCCUUGAGAAGCUUGGAUUCCAUUAUCUCGAGAAAGUAACACAUGUAAUGUCACCAUUCACAUUGUUUGAGAAGAUUGCAUUCUUUAUUCCAAUGAUUUUCAUUGGUUUCCUUAGAUAUGUUCUACCAAGUUUCAAUGAGGAUAUGUUUUUCUAUGUAUUAGAAGGUCAAAACAAAGAAUUAGCAACAUUCCUAAGAAACUCACCGAUCGUUAAACAAUAUCCAAUGUCAGAGUUUUUGUGGAGAUUCGGAAAGUUGGCAGCAUCUGGUGCUAUUGUUUAUUUGUUAUCGCUACUUCCCUAUGGUAUCGGUACAUUCGCGGUGGCAGCAUCGCAAUUCCUCUACAGCAAAGAGCCACUCGGUAAUGGAAUGGCAUUCGUGCUAGCCGUAGUAUCACUUCACCCAGCGAUGCACGAUAUCUCCAAACACAUCUUGAAGGCACUGAUGGCCUGUUACUCAAUGGGUAAGGAACUACUCGAAGUCUACUACUGUCGUGUACCCGACGUCAAACAAGAGGUCUAUGUCAACCGUCGUUAUUUUGGAUGGUUAUUCGGAUUCUCAUUGGCCUGUACUUAUAUUCUUGCAGUACCAUACGUUGGUGUAUCUAUCUGGGGUAUCACCCAAGGAUCUGCAAUGUCUUUUCCAACUUCACCUUAUAUAAAUGAAAACAAUAACAAUAAUAACAAUAGUAAUAGUAACAGUAAUAGUAAAUCAAUAUUUCAUCAAAGAUCAAAUAGUCUACCUGUAACAACAUCAACUUUAACAAAUAGUAAUAGUUUACCUUCUUUUCAUAGUUAUAAUAGUAGUAUUAUAAAUAGUCCGCCCAGUAAUAAUAGUAGUAGUAGUGGUAACAUUGGUGGUAGUGGAGGUAGUUAUAGUAUUAAUAAUAAUAUUGGUCAUCUUAGAAGAUCAUCGUCACAGUUAUUUCAACAACAUAAUUGUGAACCAUUCGUAUUCGCACAGAGCUUGACAUCAGUAUGUCUAGAUCCAACGGCACCACCAACCAAUGAAUGGAAACCGGAUGAACUAAUCAUACCACCGGUAUCUGCAUCGAUUCCACAGAUAUCAACUCACCAAUUUCAGUCAUACCUCAACAAGAUAUCUCAAGUCUAUAGAAUAUUUAAAGAUAACGAACAAAAAGAUUUAAUACCAACAAAUAAAAAGACAUCGGAAGAAAUCAUUAGUUUAGAUAAUAUACCGGAAUUCUUUUUUAGAAAGGAGUUGAAUAAGAGUCAAAUAUUAGAGUAUGCAAACAACGAUCCUUCACCUAUUAUCUUUCAGAAACUGGAGCACUACUCAACUAUUAUCGAAGAGAAUAUCGUUGGUAACAUUAGAGACAAGUCACAGUCGUUUAAGAAUAGAACACAGGAUACUCUGGCGCUACUCUCUCUCGUCAACGAAGUGAAACAAGCGCAACCAACACUCCAGCUGCUACUCUCAAAGGGUGACUAUGGUGGUGCACUCGACCUGAUAGCAUCGACACAGUACGCACUCGAGAAUGACCUCGUAACCAUUGGUGCACUCAAGAAUAUCGGACCACAACUAUCAGAGAUGAUCAAGCUAAUAGAGAAAAUGUUGGAAUCUGAUUUUAUAAAGAUUGCACUCAAUGAUCAUAACUUUAAUAUUGAUAAUAAUAAUAAUAAUAAUAAUAAUAAUAAUAAUAAUAAUAAUAAUAAUAAUAAUAAUAAUAAUAAUAAUAGUAAUAAUAAUAAUGACAGUGGUAUAGAUGAAUUUAACGAUAUGAUUAGACCAAUAGUAGCGAAUCUUCUUAGAAUUGGAAGAGUUGGUGAAGUUUUAGAAGCGUUUAGAGAGGCUGCAGAUGAAUCUGUACGAAAUUUGUUUAAAACUGUUGUAUCUACAGUUACCUUUGAGUUGGAUGAAAGUAAAGUCAACAAUGGUCAACUUCAACCAAUGAAAUUCACAUGGGAAGAGUGUAAACAGCGACUUGUAAAGCUAUCACCUAUCGAUUCAAUACCACUAUUCAACCGUGUCAAUCAAGAAUUCAAAAGAAAGAUGAUUACCAUAAAAAAGAUACAAUACGAGCUCGUUGAUAUUAGCUAUUCAAAAUAUAAUAAUAACAGUAGUCAAGAUAUUAAUAAUUAUAAUCAACAACAACAACAACAACAACAACAACAACAACAACAACAACAACAACAACAACAAAAAAGUAUUCAAUCAAAUCAAAUAGAUACAAUUAAAGCGAUAUGUAAUAAUAUAUUGAUAUCUGUAAAUGAAACAAUGCAAGAGAGACUGGCAUCUCUGAUAAAAGUUAGAUCCGAUGUCAACUCCAAGUUGGCACUGCCCGACUUUGUGUCGCUCACACAAAAGAUCAAUGAGUUUAUCGAAUUUUCGGAAUCAACGCUAUCGGUCUCCAAGAAGAAAGCAUCGAUUCUCAGAUCCACUCAGCUCACGCAAUCCAAGCAAUAUCUAGAUACUCUUCAUAAGAACAGAUUGUCAUCGCUGUCACUGCUGCUCGAGAAUGAGGAAUGGGUACCGGUUCAAGUCGUAACAGAGUUCCAAAAUAUCGUUGAUGCACUGGUCGACCAAUCUCUUAGUUCAACAUCACCAAUCAUGACUGGCCAGACACUUGACGACGACCAGCAGCUGGUCUCGGCGAAUGCUGCCAACCAGUCGAUCGUGCAAUCGCCAGUCAUACCAAACGAUAUUGGCAUCAACGAGAUCAUUUCUAUCAGCGGUGAGAAAUUCAAAGUUGGUAACACCUCGCUGAUGCUCCUGAAAUUCAUUAAAGACUAUUUGCAUUGUGUGGAGGUUCUACCGUCGUUGGUGAUCGACUCCAUUCCGAAACUGAUCGAACUUCUCAAUACAUUCAAUGGAAUCACCUACCAGCUAGUGCUGGGUGCCGGUGCCAGACAGACCAUGAACAUCAAGACAAUCAACUCGAAGCAUCUCGGACUGACAUCACAGUGUCUUAGCUUCCAAAUCAAGCUGAUUCCACACCUCAAAACCAUAUUACAACAUUCACUCACCUCCAAGAGCCAAUAUCCACUGCUGAGUGGAUUUGACAAGACCAUCCAAGAUUACUCAUCACACAGAGGUGAGAUUUUCCUAAAGUUUGUUGCUAUCCUAAAAGAACGUUCACUUAUACAAUUUAAAGCACUUAGUCAAUUGGAUUUGAAAAAUGAUACAAUACCUAUACCAUCACCACCAAUUGCAGCACUUCAAAAAGAUUUCGCAACACUUCACAAGCUUUUGAAUAAUCUAUUGCCACCAGACCAGAUAUUCAAGGUAUUCACCAAUAUCUACUAUAUGUUAAACAACCUAUUCAUUGAAAACAUACCGAAAUUGGAGUUGGGACCAAAGUCUGCUCGGCGAAGACUACACAACGAUAUCUUACAUUUCUUGGCAUCACUACGUAAGCUACCGAAUACAGGUGAUCCUGGAACAGCUAUUGAAGACUUUUUGCAAGCACAUUUCCCAAUCUAA